UUAGAACAUUUCCUGCCUUUAUAAGAUCCCCACCUCCCCAACUCUCCUUCACCAUUCCCUCUCUCUCUCUCUCUCUCUCUCUACAAAGGCAAAAAAGGAGAUUUUCAUGGAGAGAAACGGCAAUGCGGCUGAGGGAGGAAGCAGGAGGGGCCGGGGCCGAGGCCGAGGCCGCCGGGCUGAUCUUUUGGCGGGCCCGGUGCAGAGAGGGCCCAGAAUGGUGCGGGCCAGGCGGGCCAGCCUCCAGGGCCUCGCCAUGCCCGGAGUGCACGUGCCGCCUCUGCCUGUCGCACGUGAAAUUGAUGUCUCAAAACUUGCGUAUCUUUUCAAUAAGCAGCUAAGGAACAGCGACGUAGGCGUCCUGAGAAGGAUGAUCCUUCCAAAGAAAGAAGCUGAGAAAUAUCUUCCUAUCCUUCAAUCCAAAGAAGGAAUUGCGAUUAGCAUGCUUGACAUGGAUGGAAUUCACGAGUGGUGGUUCAAGUACAGAUUCUGGCCGAACAACAGCAGUCGGAUGUAUGUGCUCGAGUACACCGGGGAAUUUGUGCACGCGCAUGGUUUGGUAACCAACGACUUCAUUCUCGUCUACCAGAACGUCGAAGACGGAAGAUAUAUCAUUGAGGCAAGAAAGAAAGGGCAAGAUCUUGCACCGAGGAUGUCCGACAAUCUCGCGAUGACUGGAGCAGCACCCGAGCUGGACCUCCUCGAACUCCCUGAUCUAGAUUACACCGAGAUGGUGUAUGCGUAUGACAACGAGUUCUUGGACGACUCUCCCCUCGACUACACGGGGGACUCUAUCAACUUACCAAACCUCGGAUCGGACUCCUCUUCCGAAGCCAAAAAUGAUGAAGACUUCGACUCCGACUUCGGAUUGUGAAAGAUAUUGAAACUUUUGGUUUGGAAAGAAGUAUGUGGGAUGGGGUAAGUAUUGGUUACGUACACAUAAAUAAAUACAUAAAGGUAGAAGGAAAAGUAAGGUACCAUCAUAUUCCUGUGUUUUCUAUUGAAUGAACUUAAAUUGUCUUUAUACAUAUCUAUCUGAACUUUGUUGUUACUUGGCCUUCUAGUCGAAUUUAGGAAAAAAGUUUGCCAAUGGGAAUCACGCAAAAUCAAAUGGCAUGUUCAAUAGAUUGAUCACGCCAAUCCAAUUGGGUGUUUCAAACACGGAACGUCUUAAUCCAUCCCAAAAAUCAACAAUCAAUCCAUCUCUGAUUCAUGCCAUUUUCGAAGGCGCUGUUGCACGCCAAUCCAAUUGGCAUUGCCAUUAUUCAUUUUUCCUUGUAAAGGAAUGAAAAAGGAAAAAAAAAAAAAGGAUUUUUCAAAUUGAAAUUUUACUAUUGAUCCUCACUAUUAUGUGAGUAGGCGGUUUAGCCAACAGCUUUAAUCAUUUUUAAAUAAUGACUUGAAAUUCGCAAAUCGUUUUAAAUGAGAACUACCGUAAAAAAUGCCCAAUAAUCAAAUAAAAAGGCUGUAACUAUGAUAACUAUAAAAUGCCCAAAAAUGCCCACCAAUUAUGAAAUCACAAAUAACAAACAAAAUAAAACAAUCAAAAACUCGUAUUCUCAGUGAUGAGGAUCAUCUUAUAGUUAUUUGUCUCAGGAAAAAAUAUAAGGUUGCAGUGGCUAAGUUUGAACCCUCCAUACAUUUUGCCGAUUAUUUUAAAUUUUGCAGGGAGGCACUUUCACAAAUCCUAUUGCGGCAUCUAGUUCUACAAGUUUGCAAAUAUGCAAAGUACUCCAAUCAGCCAAAAGCAUUAGAAAAAAAAAAACCGUCGAAAGUUCAAUAAA
This is a messenger RNA of Salvia hispanica, 1781 nucleotides long. RefSeq names its product B3 domain-containing protein LFL1-like. The record is from RefSeq and is a predicted model, not a curated record. Lineage: Eukaryota; Viridiplantae; Streptophyta; Magnoliopsida; Lamiales; Lamiaceae. Gene Ontology annotation, molecular function: DNA binding; DNA-binding transcription factor activity.